This is a messenger RNA of Diaporthe citri, 1581 nucleotides long. RefSeq lists its product as uncharacterized. Lineage: Eukaryota; Fungi; Ascomycota; Sordariomycetes; Diaporthales; Diaporthaceae. The transcript has 2 exons. Bases 1 to 1581 code for a protein of 526 amino acids. Gene Ontology annotation, molecular function: protein binding. The record is from RefSeq and is a predicted model, not a curated record.
AUGUCCUCCCCCUCGACGCGCUCGAUAUCCCUACCCGACCUCCCCUCGGAGCUUAUCAGUCAUGUCCUCUCGUACCUGUCGCCUUCCGAUCUCGUUUCCAUCUCCCUGACAAACCACGUACUCAGGGCCAACUCCCUUGCGGACCACCUGUGGCAGAGUCUUGUCCAGUCAAAUGUGCCCGGCAUCAAGCUCACAACUCCCAGCCCGUGCGCCUCAUUCCGAGAGCUGUACAUCGCACACGACCCGCGCUGGUUUCUGACAAAGUACAAGGUCUGGUUCUGCGACCGCGACUUGACCGGGAAGCUGGUUAUCGUCCGCUACGAUGGGCGCCGCGGUGUCAUCGAGGGCUACCAGCUGUUGGCCAACCGCCCAGUAGCUUCCACCAGCACCAGCCACCAGAGCCUCAGCGAGCAGGAGCUGGUCAUCCACGAGUUUGAGCCAGAACUGAAGCUUCACCUGGACAAGCCUGUGCUGCAGAUGAGGGCCAACAGCCUGGAAAAUGCCAUCCGCGUGACCACCGGGCGGUCGCCAGCACCCUCAAUCAAGGCCGCCUCCAGCGCAGGCCCCUUGCCCAGCAGGCCCUCGCCAGCUGUCGAUCACGCUUCAACAAGGGUCGGCACGCCCGUCCACGUGAACAGAUUCUCCGCCGAAACGCCGCUGGACAAUAGGUUCACUGACAACAUGUUCAACACCCUCAUACUAGCCCGCUCUCUUCCAGACUCUCUGGCCAGCGAGCGUCAGCUCCUACCUUUUCCCUACGGCAACACCUGGCCGCCCCCUUCUAUCCCUGCGGACACGAGGGUGUCCACGGGGGACCUGAUCGGCCCUGAAGACAGGCCCACAGCCAGGCAUGAGAUUAACGAGAGAUCAUUCAGAAUCCGCUCGUGGAUAGAAAUGCGGCCUGCAGGACUGCGUGGGGUGUCGAUGGGUUGGAUCGGGCCCUCUCUUCUUGGAGAAAACGACUGGCCUUCCAACAACGCAGUCUUUGGGCAGGCUUCCCGCGCCUGGCUGUCCAACUAUAUCCCUGGGAUGCACCCUUCCAUGAGCACGCACAUUGGCGACCAGAUCACCACGUACUCAACGCUAGAUCCUGAAUUAUAUACCCCAACUCUAAGCCAGCCCUGGAAGGGGAUAUGGGUUGGCGAUUACAGCGCGCACGGGUGCGAGUUCCUGCUCAUUACACAAAAUCACCCGACCCCGUUUGACGAGGCGGCCUUUGAUGCAACGCGAACCGAGGAUGAGUCUGCCGCAGACUUCGAAAAGCGCAAGACGGACGCCAGGAGGUACCGGGGCCGUCUCGAGGCUAUCAAGUUGACUGGAGACCCCAACGUACCGCGUGGUGAAUGCACGUUUUUGGCAGAAGACCUCGGCGAACAAGGGCUUAUCACUACAGUCGAGGAGGAGCCCUUCAGGGGCGCCAGGGUGGUCAGGAGCAAGGGCCACGUGGCCCAGACAGGAUUUUACAUCAGGUCGCAGCUGCUCCUGAUAUCGGAGAAGAGGCUCGCCCAGUACUGGGUAGGAUUUGGUCACAUCAGUUUCUUCGAGAAGGUCGACAUUGAUCAAUUCCUCGUGCCGGACUAG